Aspergillus puulaauensis is the source of this 249-nucleotide messenger RNA. RefSeq lists its product as uncharacterized. Bases 1 to 249 code for a protein of 82 amino acids. The record is from RefSeq and is a predicted model, not a curated record. Lineage: Eukaryota; Fungi; Ascomycota; Eurotiomycetes; Eurotiales; Aspergillaceae. The transcript has 3 exons.
AUGAGUAGCAACUUCGGAAAGGCCGGCGCCAACCUUAUGAACCAAGCCAAGGGAGGAGGGCACACUGGUGGCGGCGGCGGCGGCGGCCAGGCAGAUUACCUUGACAAGGGCCUCAAUCAAGCCGAGCAAAGAGUCGGUGGUGAGCACUAUGAUGCCGAGAAGAUGAAGGGUCCCAACAAGAAGAUCACCGACAAGGUCAAGGACAAGUUCCACGAAACUACUGGCCACAAUCUGCCCGGCACGAAAUAA